This is a messenger RNA of Peromyscus eremicus (cactus mouse), 2469 nucleotides long. RefSeq names its product leukocyte immunoglobulin-like receptor subfamily B member 3. The record is from RefSeq and is a predicted model, not a curated record. Gene Ontology annotation, molecular function: inhibitory MHC class I receptor activity. Lineage: Eukaryota; Metazoa; Chordata; Mammalia; Rodentia; Cricetidae. Gene Ontology annotation, biological process: cytokine-mediated signaling pathway.
AUGAUGUUCACUUUCACAGCCCUGCUCUGUCUAGGACUGACUCUGGGCCCUGGGACCACAGCGCUGACUGGGACCCUCCCUAAGCCUGUACUCAGAGCACAACCAGACCUUGUGGUCUCCAAACAGACUAAUGUGACCUUCUUGUGUGAGGGUACAACAGGAGCCAAAGAAUACUCUAUCUACAAAGACAAAAGUCAAUAUACAUGGUUCACACAGAUUCUUCUAAAGCCUGCGAACAAGGCUGAAUUCUCCAUCUCAAAAACUGACCAGCACCAUGCAGGGAGAUAUCAAUGUCGCUAUCGGACCCAUGAUGCAUGGUCUGAGUACAGUGAGUCCUUGGAGCUUGUGGUGACAGGAGCAUACAGUAAACCCAGCCUGUCAGCCCAGCCCAGCCCUGUGGUAACUGAAGGAGGAAACGUCACCCUCCAAUGUGCCUCAAGGGAGGGAUAUGACAGGUUAAUUCUGACUAAGGAAGGACCACAGAAACUCUCCUGGAUGCUGGAGUCACAGUAUAAUUCCUCAACUGGACAAUUCCAGGCUCUAUUCUCUGUGGGUCCUGUGAUUUCCAGUCAAAGAUGGAUAUUCCAAUGCUACAGCAAUGACCUGAGCAGACCACAGGUAUGGUCGGAACCUAGUGAUCCCCUGGAGCUCCUGUUCUCAGGUAACCUCCACAAACCCAUCAUCAAGGCUGAGCCAGGCUCUUUGAUUGCCUCCAGAAGUGCUGUGACCAUUUGGUGUCAGGGGAGCCUAGAUGCAGAAAUAUGUGUCCUGCAUAAAGAGGGAAGACAAAAUCCCUGGGGCACACAGACGCCAGAGAAGCCUGAGAACAAGGCCAAGUUCUCCAUCCCUUCUGUGACACCGCAACAUGGGGGACAAUAUCGCUGUUACUGUUACAGCUCAGCUGGCUGGUCAGAGCGCAGUGAUCCCCUGGAGAUUGUGGUGACAGGAAUCUACAGAAAUAAACCGAUCCUGUCAGCCCUGCCUGGCAAUGUGGUGACCACAGGAGGAAACAUGACUCUUCAGUGUGUUUCAUUGAAAGCAUAUGACAAGCUCAUUCUCUCCAAUGAAGAUGAGAAGUUCUUCACCUCCCUAGACUCACAGUAUAUACACCAUAAUGGGCACUACCAAGCCAUGUUCUCUAUGGGUCCAGUCACCCCAGUACAUAUAGGGACAUUCAGAUGUUAUGGUUACUACAAGAAUACCCCACAGGUCUGGUCAGCACCGAGUGACCCUCUGGAAAUACACAUCUCAGGGCUGUCCAAGAAACCCUCCCUUUUAAGUCACCAAGGCCAUAUCCUGGACUCUGGAAAGAGUCUCACAUUGCAGUGUUGCUCUGACAUCACCUAUGAUAGAUUUGUUCUGUACAAGGUGAGCACAACUAACUUCACCCAGCAUCAUCACAAAUGGACCCAGGCUGGUCUCUCCUUGGCCAACUUCACACUGGGAUCUGUGAGCAGCUCUACUGGAGGCCAAUAUAGAUGCUAUGGUGCACACAACCUCUCCUCUGAGCGGUCAGCCUCCAGUGACACCUUGGACAUUCUGAUCUCAGGACAGCUUUUCUUCCCUGCUUUCCUCUCAGUGAAGCCUAACUCAACAGUACAUCCAGGAGACAAUGUGACUCUUCUGUGUUGGUCAAGAGAAAGAGUGAACACUUUCAUUCUGUACAAGGAGGAGGCAGUCCAUCAACCCCAGCGACUAAAAUCAAAGUUCCAAGAUCAGCACUUCCAGGCAGAAUUCUCCAUGAGUGCUGUGACCUCUGCCCUUUCAGGAAGCUACAGGUGCUAUGGUUCUCGAAACUCAUCACCAUACCUGUUGUCAUAUGCCAGUGCCCCCGUAGAGCUCAUAGUCUCAGAACCCUCAAGGCCCAUGACAACAGCUGGACUGGAAAAAUACCUCCAGGCUCUGAUUGGAGCAUCUGUGGCCUUCCUCCUGUUCCUCUUCAUCCUCAUCUUCCUCCUCCGGCAAAGGAAACAGGGCAAAUGCAGGAAGGAUGCCCAGAAAGAGACAGAAUUGCAACUUCCUGCAGGAGCUGCAGAGCCAGUAUACAGGAACAUAGGUCCCCAGAAGAGAUCCAACCCAGCUGCUGCCACCGAGGAAGAAAGCCUUUAUGAUUCAGUGGAGAAUAUGCAGCCUGAGCAUGGUGUGGAGCUGGACAGUUGGAGACCAACUGAGGCAGGCCCCUUGGGUGAUAUAUGCCAAGUGAAACCCUCCAGGCUCAGGAGGGGAGCUGUCCUACCUUCUGUCAUGUUAGGAGAUGUCCUGGACACAAAAGAUGGACAAGCAGAAAAGGACAGAACAUAUAAUUCCUCUCACUCUCUCCCACUGCAGGCUGAACAAUCUGAAGAGCCCCAGGGUGUGACCAAUGCCCAGCUGUGCAACAUGAAGCUCAGACAAGAGACAGCUGCACUCCCUCCCUCGCAGGCAGGGAAUGCCCCAGAGGAGCCAGUCUAUAUACUGAUUUUCCAGUAA